This is a messenger RNA of Astyanax mexicanus (Mexican tetra), 8335 nucleotides long. It is a transcript of the gene adarb1b, whose product is annotated as adenosine deaminase RNA specific B1b. Gene Ontology annotation, biological process: RNA processing; adenosine to inosine editing. Gene Ontology annotation, molecular function: tRNA-specific adenosine deaminase activity; double-stranded RNA adenosine deaminase activity; double-stranded RNA binding. Lineage: Eukaryota; Metazoa; Chordata; Actinopteri; Characiformes; Acestrorhamphidae. Bases 1379 to 3382 code for a protein of 667 amino acids. The transcript is spliced from 13 exons. The record is from RefSeq and is a predicted model, not a curated record. Gene Ontology annotation, cellular component: cytoplasm; nucleolus.
UGUGUGUGUGUGUGUAUGUUCGCAUAUGUGUGUUUGUGUGUGGGCCGCGCGGUUCCUCUCGGCAGUGCUGUGCUGAAGUUGGUCCUGAUGGAGGUCUGCGGGUUUCCUCCUCAGCCCUGAGCUCGAGCGCCUCUCUCCGCGGCUACUGGGCGUGAAGGACUUUGUCAGUUCAAGCCAGAGGAAGACCAGUAGACGUUUGUGAGCUGUCUCUCUCGCUCUCUGUCUCGCUCUCUCUCUCUCUGAACCCUGAAAAACGGUAGUCUGAUUACGGGAACACCUCCUGACACUCUUUGAAGGAGCUACAGUUUCUCAGACAGGUCCGCUGAUCCAGGAGAAGACUGGCGCUAACAGCUAGUGGAGACCCAGGUAUAGCUGGGGUCCGGCAGGCUCGGGGGCAGCAGAAGCUCUUCACCAUGGAUGUGGAUGAGGAGGAGAACAUGAGAGUAACCUAGCGAGCUUUUGCUGCAGGAUGUUAUAAAUGAAAAUUUAGCCAAAGUUCCAUCAGCUUUGUCAACAGGGCAUGAUGUGUGUUCCAGAGCCUGUUUAGCUCAAUAAGACGUCCGUGCCGCUUUGUUUAACACCUCUGCCGAGGUUCAGUGAUGUCAAGUCAUUUAUUAAAUCCAAUAUACGAUAUGACAUGCAGUUCACAUAUUUUAUUCUAAUUUGUCUCUCUUUCUUAUAGUCUAUGCUAAAAUUGACUGACACCAUGCAUUAACAUGUAAAUGUCCCCUAAUCCAAGCAAACACUACUUAUAUGACAGGGUUUGCAGAGACGUUCUGCGUAUCACUGCUUUCACUGAAAAUUACAUUACCUUUCGUUUUUAGAAUAAGAGAGAAACUUUUAUUGUAGUGUACUUUUAGGAUGAUAAAUUGCUUACGUUUUAAAGUAUUAAAGACUGUCGUAGACUAAACUUAUGCAGUAAAAUUGUUUUAUGUACAGUAGUUUUGCUAUGCAAUUUUACUGCAUAUGUAGAGUCAUUUCUGGCAGUUUGAAUACAUAAGUACACUUCUGUUAAAAAUUUCAUGCCUGAUAAUCUAUGGUAGAAUGCUAUAAGUCACAUUGCGUUUGUUUGUAUAAAUGAUCCUCUUUGCUCCUAUAAAAAGAGUUGCAGUAACAAUACAAAUGUAUAUUCUUCUUUUUUCUGUUCCACUGAAAAAAAUUAAAGGCACUGUGCUCUUGAAUCUCAGCCUCAAAAAAAGGAACACACAUCACUUGUUCAGUUACAAAGAAAGAUAAAGGAAUCUAUAAAUUUUACAUUUACAAGAUCCUGCAACGAAGGCGUUGUAAGUUACUCUUUCUGGGCAUCGCAGGUUCCUGCAGCACCGACGUCAAGGAAAACCGCAACCUGGACAACGUCUCCUCCAAAGAGGGGACAGGCAUGCCUGAGCAGCUCCCCAAUGGCGGUGGAGGAGGGGGGCGUAAGCGCCCCCUGGAGGAGGGCAAUAACGGUCACGCGCACCCCAAAUUCAGGCCCAAGAAGCGCAAGAAAACCCCGGGGCCUGUUCUGCCCAAGAACGCCUUGAUGCAGCUGAACGAGAUCAAGCCAGGUCUCCAGUACAAGCUGCUGUCUCAGACCGGUCCGGUGCACGCCCCUGUCUUCGUCAUGACCGUGGAGGUGAACGGGCAGCUAUUUGAGGGAUCAGGUCCCACCAAGAAGAAGGCCAAGCUGAAUGCAGCAGAGAAGGCACUGCGGUCCUUUGUUCAGUUCCCCAACGCCUCAGAGGCGCAUCUAGCCAUGGGCCGUACUCUAACCGUCAACACGGACUUCACCUCGGACCAGGCCGACUUCCCCGACAUGCUCUUCAACGGCUUCGAGACGCCUGCACCCCCCGAGGACCCCUUCUACCUGGGCUCUAACGGCAACGGCUCCCUGAACCCACUGGGAGAGUACACGGUGCCCCCUGCGGCAGGCACCAACAGCCUCGCACAAGCUCCACUGCCCCCUCCCUCCUCCUUCAGCUCGUCCUCCAGCGGCAAAAACCCAGUCAUGAUCCUCAACGAGCUGCGGCCGGGCCUUAAGUACGAGUUUGUGUCUGAGAGUGGUGAGAGUCAUGCCAAGAACUUUGUCAUGUCUGUGACGGUGGACUCGCAGACCUUUGAGGGUUCGGGCAGAAACAAGAAGCUGGCUAAAGCCCGCGCUGCACAGGCUGCCCUGUCUGCACUGUUCAACAUGCAGCUGGACCAGACCCCAUCCCGCCAGCCCAUCCCCAGAGAGGGUCUGCAGCUGCACCUGCCCCAGGUUCUAGCAGACGCUGUCUCCCGCCUUGUGGUGGACAAGUUCAGCGAGCUCACCGACAACUUCACGUCCCCUCACGCACGACGGAAAGUGCUGGCUGGGGUUGUCAUGACAACAGGUACUGAUGUGAAAGAGGCUCAGGUCAUCUGCGUCUCCACAGGAACCAAGUGCAUAAAUGGCGAGUACAUGAGUGACCGCGGCCUUGCGCUUAACGACUGCCAUGCUGAGAUCAUCGCCCGCCGCUCACUCAUCCGAUACCUGUACAUGCAGCUGGAGUUCUUCCUUAGUAACAACAAAGAGGAGCAUCAAAACUCGAUUUUCACGCGGUGUGAGAAACAUGGCUACCGGCUGAAGGACAACGUUCAGUUUCACCUCUACAUCAGCACGUCACCGUGCGGAGACGCUCGCAUCUUCUCCCCGCACGAGGCAGGAGUCGAGGACCAGGGAGACAGACACCCAAACAGAAAAGCCCGGGGUCAACUGAGGACUAAGAUUGAGUCUGGAGAGGGAACCAUCCCAGUGCGCUCCAGCAACACUAUCCAGACGUGGGACGGUGUUCUUCAGGGGGAAAGACUCCUCACCAUGUCCUGCAGUGACAAAAUCGCCAGGUGGAACGUAGUGGGGAUCCAGGGCUCACUGAUGAGUUACUUUACCGAGCCCAUCUACUUCUCCAGCAUUAUUUUGGGCAGCUUGUACCACGCUGACCAUCUCUCUCGGGCCAUGUACCAGCGCAUCGCGGACAUCGAGGACCUGCCCCAGCAGUUCACCCUCAAUCGGCCCCUGCUCAGCGGAAUCAGCAAUGCAGAAGCACGACAACCGGGGAAGGCACCUAACUUCAGUGUGAACUGGACCAUUGCAGACCAGGGACUGGAGGUCAUUAAUGCCACCACAGGCAAAGAUGACAUGGGUCGACCCUCACGUCUCUGCAAGCACGCCCUCUACAGCCGCUGGGUUCGACUGCACUCAAAGCUCUCGUCAACCCUGCGGAUCAAAAUGUCCAAACCCAGCUCGUACCAUGAAGCCAAACAAGCGGCGGUGGAGUACCACUCUGCCAAGCAGACGCUCAUCAAGGCCUUCCAGAAAGCAGGCUUGGGAGCCUGGGUGAAAAAGCCUAUAGAACAGGACCAGUUCUCUCUCAACUCCUGAAGUGGGCGCAAGAGGGACAGAGUGGAGAUCUGAGAGACAUGACUACAACCAGCCAUUGAUACUUCACUUGAUGUGUGCGAAUGCUUGUGUGUGUGUGUGUGUGUGUGUGUGUGUGUGUGUGUCUGGAUCUGCUAGGGGUGUAACGGGCCACAGAUAAUUCAUGAUCCAUACGGAUGAGUCCUUACAUAAAUGUAGUUUAUUAUUAGUUAUUGCCCCAAUUUUUUACGUAGUUAAAGGGAUAAUUAUAUAAAAAAAACCUAUACUGCAGAAAUCUCAAAGUUCACACAUGUUCAGAGCAUUCAUUACAUGGGAGCAUUUUGGCUUCACUGUAAUAUACACUGCCUAGCCAGAAAAAAAAGUCGCCACCAAAAAAAAGAUCACACACUCAUUGGACCGCCUUUAGCUAUGAUUGCGGGAUGCAUUCACUGUUGCAUUGUUUCAAUAAGCUUCUGCAAGAUCACAAGAUUUAUUUAAAUCCAGUGUUGCAUUAACUUUUCACCAGGAUCUUGCAGCAGCAUUGAUCAUGGUAGAGUCUGACCGCUGCACAAAGCCUCUCUUCAUCCAGCACAUCCCAAAGAUUUUCAAUGAGGUUAAGGUCUGGACUCUGUGGUGAACUCUCUCAAUCCAUGUGUGAAAAUGAUGAUCUCAUGCUCCCUGAAUCACUCUUUCACAAUUCCAGCCCCAUGAAUCCUGACAUUGUCAUCUUGGAAUAUACUUGUGUCAUCAGGGAAGAAAGAAAAAUCCAUUGAUGGAAUAACCUGGUCUAUAUUCAGUAUAUUCAGGUAGUCAGCUGACCUCUUUCUUUCAGCACAUACUGUUGCUGAACCUAGACCUGCAGACCAACUGCAGCAUCAACCCCAGAUCAUUUACUUAGUUAAAUCCAGGUGGAAUCUUUUUUUUUUGGCCAGGCCAAAUCCAUGAAUUAAAAUCUGUGGCAUGAUCCGAUCUGUAAGAUUUGUGAUCCGUUACACCGCUAGUAUCUGUGUGUCGACUCCCAGCCAAACCACAGCCCUUUAGUCCCAACACUUUGCUCUUAUCACUCAUGAUUCCUCAAGUGUGUGACGACAGGAAUUUGCCUUUUAAUUUACGUAACGUAUGUAGGACUAGUCUGUACAACAUUUGUUUUGGAUUCACUGGCAUUAGCCCACAGAGCAUAGUAGGAAAUACUGUCAUUUAUAACUGGAAAGUACUGUCCUUUUGCGCUCGUGUUUUGUGUUGUGUUCCUGAGGCUUUAUGAUUUAAGAUGGAACGGGUGAGGACACAGAGUAUACGCUCACGUUCGGACUGACCACGUGCCUUUAUAGGCAGUAGAGGAAGGUACUGUUCGGAGUAUAUAUCUAACUGAGCCUUAUGAUCAGAACCCCUGUGCUUAAAAAAAGAUAAUUAUGAUGACCCCCAUUUUUAUGAAGCAUUACCUGAGAUUAAGUUUUAUUGUCUUCCUCAGAUGUAGGCCUGUCACAAUACCACAGACUUUUUUCUGGUCCUAGAAAUAAUUGCGACAAAUUAUAUUUUCGUCAUUUUAGGACCAUUUUAUGCCACUUAUUUAAUAAUAAUGCAUUAUGAAGGAUGUUUAGACAAUGAAAUGUAGUAAUAUUCUUUAAAUGUUCUAUAUAAUUAAAACAAAUACAAUUGUUUUACAAUUUACAACAAUUUACAAAAAAAUAAGGUUAUUUCCAAAAAAGUGUAUGUUAAGCUGUAAGAUGAAUAAAUAUUGUGACAGGCCUACUCAGAUCCCUUUACUAAAAAGUAGUUUAGGUUGUUCUCCUUGGUUAUUUUUCCAAAUUUUGGGGAAAAAUGGGACUUUUAAAGCAGGUUGAUUAAAAGGUUGUGUUGCUUUGUUUUUGUUUUUUGUUUGAACAAAAUACAUUCAUGUAUUAAUUUGACCUCAGAUGGAAACAUUUGGUCCAUUACAAAAAAAAAUCAGUGUCUUUUUUUUUUCUAUAAAGACUAUAGAAUGGAAGCAAGCGUUCGCAGAAGCGCUUCAUUACGAACACACAAUGAUCUCGUUCUCAUUCCUGUGCGUCACCGAUUCAGCCGAAGUGCAUUGUUUUCAUUGAACAAUGUGUCGUGGUGCUUUCAGUUCUGAUACCGUCUCCAGUGCAUGUUUGUAUUGUGUGCUGUAGUGCACAUCACUGAGAAAUUGCCCCCCUCUCUUUUUUAAACUGGGCAAAAAUGUAGAUGACUUAAGAAGCUGCCUUCUAUUGACCAUUUCAGAAGAGUCACCUUUGCAUUUAGGUACUUUUACAAGAACGAUGUAUUGACUUUUUUUAAGCUGCAUGGAGAACACAUUCUCGCGUAGGGAGCUAGGUUUUGUAGCACCUCCCUUUUAGCUACUGCGAUGUCUGCAAUUUCCCUUAGGUUGACUUUCUUCGAUGCUAUGAUACUUCGAUUGUCGCGAACCAGAUGGCGGCGUAUUCCUGUCCGCUCCUCCCUGAUUACAGGGAAGGGCUUUGUUUUUCUCAGUGGUGCACGUUUCUUAUUUAAAACCGUCUCUCUGCAUGGAAAGAGUGGAUGGUUUGCAGGGGCCACAUGGAACCCCCUUAGUCCCAUUCAUUCUCAUGGGUUUUUUGGACAAUGCCGGAGAUUUUUGGCACAAACUGCUUCCUAUUGUUGAUUUUUGCUGCAUCCAAACUUUUUUGAGACUGAUCUGAACUUUUGUUCUGCUCCUUAAAAGCUUGAGCUCUCUUUGAUUGAUUGAUGGCCUGCAAAUUGCAGCAUGUUUGACUGAUAAGGAUGUUAUUGACUGAUGAGUUUGUACUAAUUGGGGCACGUUUUUUAUUAAAAUAUUUUUUUUCUCUCUAUGUUUCUUAAUAGGUGCUGAGCCAAUCAGCCCUGUAUUAAAAAAAUAAAAUAAAAUACUCUCACACGGUUGAGAGUUACGCCGAAUGGGAAGCCUGUCUGAGGCGUAGGCUGCUAUGGUGCGUUUAUAAAAUAGCAGAAGCAGCAGCAUUGUUUCCUUUUGAUGAAAGCAACCAGUAGAAUGUGUCUUUUUAUGAAUAUACACAGUGAAUCCACCUGAAUUCAGGUGGCAGUGCUGUUUCCUGUGGGGUGCAUGUUGUAUUUCAUAGUUCAGUCAGUCAAGUCUGUGAACGACUAAAUCAACUUCUGAAUCGACCCCAUCCUCAAGCCCCAGCCCUUUUCUCCUACUUCCCAUCAUUACUGGACUUUGAUUCUCUGAUUCUCUGGCACAGCAGUAUGUAUGGAGUAUGAAAGCAGAGUUUAAUUUUAAAACGUUUCAGCGAGCCCAUCCGGGUGAGUGCGUAUGUGUGUAUGUUCGUAUGUGUUUGUUUGCGUGCACCUGCUGCUGAGCCCAACUGGCACUCUGUCGAGAUGUCGAGGCAACAGGAUUUUGGAGAUUGCUGUUGAAAUCUUCACCAAAGAUGAUGUCAUUUUUUGGCUAUUUUCUUUCACGGUGAAAAACAAAAUAAAAUAAUGGAGACUUUAUUUUUAAAAACAUUAGAAAAACUAAGCAAGUUAUUUGUGUAAAGAUUGUUGGGCAUAUUACAACUUGUCACCAUUGUUUUUGUAUAUUCAUUUACUAAUAUAUUUUUAAUUAGUAUAAAUGAAUAUGGUUGUGUUCCUCAGAAAUAACUGAACAGCUCCUUUCUCUGUAUUUCCACACUUCUUCAUCUACGACUGUAAAUAUUGUGAAACUUUCUGUCGUUGCCAUUGACACCCUGCAUAUAUUACUGGCAUUUUUGGAAAAUGUACUUCUCAAACGAUUUCACAGUUGCUGAAAAAGAAAACUACAAAACUACAAAAAAAGGAACAAUUGCUCCCAUAACAUGUAUUUCAUUCAUCCCCACUGUUUUAAUUCUUUUUAGGGAUCUUUUUUCUGUAUUUUGUUUUUCUCCUUUCUUCAUCUCUACAACAUCAGUUCUGACUCCUGACUUUACAUCUGUAAGUGAAACUGAUCUAGAGCGAGAGAGGCUGUGAGAGAAAGAGCUGCCAUCUGUGUUUUGGCCUUUUCACAAGUCUGAUUUUUACGAACAAAAAACAUCAGGCUUCUUAUGUUUUUUUUUCUUGAGCUUACUCUUUUUCCUGCAUUACAGAGAGCAACGGUGGACAGGAAGCAGAGAUUUUUUUUUAGCUAUGUGAGCGUAAUCACUUCUGUUUUUUUGUCUGAAAAAUUGUACUUUGUGUAAACAGGCCUUUAUGGGGACCAGGUCAGCGCUGUCCCGGCAGCCAUUCUAUUGGCUCACUUUUUUUCAAAUUGAAACAAUUCCGUCCUGAACUUAUUAAGUACAUUUUAUAAAAUAAAAAUUUUAAAAAUACUAAAAAAUACUGUACUUUAGAAUUCUCAGUGUAGCCUAUUAGGAAUUUUUCACCCCACCUUUAGUUCAGAACAUACCGAUGGACCCGAGGAUUAGCGAGGUGGCUUGAGGUGACUUUUUUCCUUUUUUUUUUAUUUGUUUGACUUGUCCUGAGCCAUCCAUCUAUCUUUUCUCUCCUUCUGUUUGUGUCUGAUUGUCAAAGCUGUAUUUCCAAUGCCUGCUACUAUACUGUUCUCUCUAUACUCUUCCUAUCUACUGUCCUCUACCAACUGCCCAAGAUGUCAAUGGAUGAUGUCAUGAAUACAACUCCCCAUCACAGCCGAGAUGGACCUUUUUAUUUUUUAUUCUACUAGAACUGGACCGUGUCUCAAUCAAGUCCUAACUUCUGACCUGUGACCCAGUGCUCUGGUCCUGGCCAGCCCUGUUCUGAGCGUGUUGUGAUUCGGUGACUGUACAGCGGGGCACGGUGGCGCCGGAGCCCGGUGCUGUCUGCUCAGCUCCGCCCCCGCCCUGGCCCCUCCUGCGUGUCCUCUGUAAUAUCCAUACACAGGCCACCUGCAUGAGCUCCUCCACUGAAGCUGCACCCAGCAUGAUGACUAUAAACGGACUUGUAUGUAGAAAAAUAAAACAUAGAUCUAUAUAUAAAUGAGAAAAAAAAAAUAAACAAGAUCUUAGUUUA